GCUGGCGUGCGGCGGCGGCGGUGGCUGGAGCUGCUGCGGGCUUGCAGCUGCGUUAGGACCGGAGAGGAACCUACCUGAACCUGGGUCAGCCUAGAGGGCGGAGAGGCCCGGGGACCGCGGCAGCUGGCAAGGAAGAUGAGAUGAGUCAGGCAAGAUUAUGGCAGAGAGUAGCUACACGCAAAAACAGCUGGAUUUACAAAAUGGCAGUUUAGAGGAAGGAUUUGGGGAGCAUUCCUUGCACGACAAUCCUCAAAACAUGGAGAACCUAAGCUCCAAGAAAUACGCUUCCAGCCUGAAAUUUAAAGCCAAUGGAGACUAUUCUGGCUCUUAUUUAACCCUGUCACAGCCAGUUCCUACAAAGAGAAGUCCUUUACCUUCGGGCACCAGUGUCAGAAGCAGCCCGUCCUUGGCCAAAAUCCAGGGAAGUAAACAAUUCUCUUGUGAUGGAACUGAGAAAAAUCUUUCCAUGAAACCUCCCACCCCUUUCCUCAGCACCACAGCCUCCCUUGGUGGAUAUUCACUAGGGAGAACAGAUUUUGAUCCUUAUUCUAGUCGGGACAGUGAAAGGUCCUUGAGGAUCUCUGAGAAGCCUCCCUAUUCCAAAUAUAGCUCUAGAAAUAAAUCACAUGACAAUGUCUACUUUCUCGGAGGUCUUGAAGGACGGAAGGCCUCAGGCUCACUCCUGACCAUGUGGAAUGGAGGUUCUCUGAGUGACAGUAGCCCCUCUUCCAUCAGCAGAUCAGGAGCAGCAAGCAUGCCUUCAAGCCCAAAGCAAGCCAGGAAAAUGACCAUUCAGGACAACCUAAUCCUUCCGUCAAAGCUAACUCGACACAAGGAGCCAGCAUCUGAACACAUCAAUUUAAGAACUCGGAAGUAUUCUGGGAGUAGCCUGAGUCACAUGGGGGCGUAUAGCCGAUCCCUUCCCAGAUUGUACAAAGCCACAGAGAACCAGAUCACGCCUCUCAGCUUGCCUCCAAGAAACUCUCUGGGCAAUUCUAAACGAAGCCGACUAGGGGAAAAGGAUCUACCUCAUAGCAUAAUAGACAAUGACAAUUACCUUAAUUUUUCUUCUCUCAGCUCAGGUGCUUCACCUUAUAAGACUUCUGCAUCGGAGGGCAGUCCUUACGUGAGCUCCACCCUCAGUGUCCCUGCCAGCCCCCGGGUGGCUCGGAAGAUGCUUCUGGCCUCCACCUCCUCCUGUGCCUCUGAUGACUUUGAUAGGGCCUCAUACUCGGGGACCAGCCCGAGUCAUUCAUUUUCUGCAGGAGAACCAGACAGAAUGUUUUUGGCUAGAAGGAACUUCUCUUGUGGAUCUGUGGAAUUUGAUGAUGCUGACUUGGACAGCCUCAGGCAGGCCUCAGGUACUCCCCAACCUGCCCUUCGAGAACGGAAAAGCAGCAUUAGCUCCAUUUCAGGACGUGAUGACCUGAUGGAUUAUCACCGGCGACAGAGGGAGGAGAGAUUCAGGGAGCAGGAGAUGGAGCGGCUGGAGAGACAGCGUCUGGAGACCAUUCUCAGCCUCUGUGCUGAGUACUCCAAGCCUGACAGCCACCUGUCUACAGGCACCACGGUGGCAGAUGUGCAGAAGAUCAACAAAGAGCUUGAGAAGCUACAGCUGUCUGAUGAAGAGUCAGUGUUUGAAGAAGCUCUGGCAUGCCCUGACACAAGAUACCGGUGCCAUCGGAAGAACUCUGUCCACGAUGCUGACCUGGCAGGCUUUGGGAGCCUGGGUCAGAGCAGUGCCAGCUUCUUCACCCCCAGGAGCAUCAGGAAUGAUGAACUGCUGGGCGACCUUGCCAGGACUCCUGUACCAUCCCCCUCUGCCUUUUUGAAGGCAUCCAGCGAAUCCUCUUACUUAAGUAUCCUACCAAAGACUCCUGAAGGCAUAAGUGAAGAACAGAGAGCUCAAGAGUUGGCUGCAAUGGAAGAUGCCCAGAUAGUAAUUCUAAACAACCUCGAGGAGCUUGAACAAAAAAUUAAGGAUAUAGAUGACCAGAUGGAUGAAUCCUCCAGAGAGUUGCAGAUGGAAUGUGCUCUUUUGGUUGGAGAGCAGAAAUCUGAGACAACAGAACUUAAGAAGGAAAAGGAGACUUUGGAUAAUCUAAACCAGAAAAUAGCAGAGCUGGAAAAGAACAUUGUUGGCGAAAAGACCAAGGAGAAGGUAAAGCUUGAUGCUGAAAGGGAAAAACUAGAGAGGCUUCAGGAGCUUUACUCCGAGCAGAAGACCCAGCUGGACAAUUGUCCUGAGUCCAUGAGGGAACAGUUACAACAACAACUGAAGAGGGAUGCUGAUCUGUUGGAUGUUGAAAGCAAACACUUUGAAGACCUGGAAUUCCAGCAGCUCGAGCACGAGAGCCGUCUAGAUGAGGAGAAGGAAAACUUAACUCAGCAGCUCCUGCGUGAAGUAGCUGAAUAUCAACGGAACAUUGUCACCAGAAAGGAAAAAAUUUCUGCAUUGAAAAAGCAAGCCAACCAUAUUGUUCAGCAAGCUCAGAAAGAACAAGAUCAUUUUGUGAAAGAAAAGAAUAAUCUAAUAAUGAUGCUACAAAGAGAAAAGGAGAAUCUUUGUAAUUUGGAAAAGAAAUAUACCAUCCUCUCUGGGGGAAAAGGGUUUCCUGUUAACCCCAAUACUCUAAAAGAGGGCUAUCUCAGUGUAAGUGAAAUUAAUGAGCCCUGUGGCCAUUCCACGAGUCUGUCCCCUUCCACUCAGUUCUCUGCUGAUGCUGACGCUGAUGCUGCUGUCACUGAGCCUGCCUCAGCUGUGCCGGGGAGCCAGCCCCAGACUCCAGAGCAAAGAUCACCUGUCUAUUCUGGAUUUGUGUUUCCUUCUACUCUUUCUCCUCAUACUAUCACUCAACCUCCAUCAGCCUUUUGGCCUGAAGUCAUGACUACAUCUGAUCCUUUCCCUUUAAAUGACACACCUCCACCUCUGCCAGCUAAGAAACACAGAAGGCAACAGCAGCUGGAGCCACAGCACUUUAGAAGUCUGGAAGAAAGGAAAAAACAGCAUAAAGAAGGCCUCUAUCUGAGUGACACUUUGCCUCGAAAGAAAACCACACCGUCCAUCUCCCCACAUUUCAGCAGUGCUACCAUGGGGAGAAGCGCCACCCCCAAGGCUCACAUGCCUCUGGGGCAGAGCAACAGCUGUGGCAGCGUGCUGCCACACUCCCUGGCAACCAUGACCAAAGACUCAGAAUCUCGGCGGAUGCUCAGAGGUUAUAAUCACCAGCAGAUGAGUGAAGGACAAAGGCAGAAAUCUGAAUUUUACAACCGCACAGCCUCAGAGUCAAAUGUCUACUUGAAUAGUUUCCAUUACCCCGAUCACAGCUACAAGGACCAGGCCUUUGACACGCUGAGCCUGGACAGUUCAGAUAGCAUGGAGACCAGCAUCUCUGCCUGUUCACCUGACAAUAUCUCUAGUGCCAGCACUUCUAAUAUUGCCCGAAUAGAAGAAAUGGAGAGACUGUUGAAACAGGCUCAUGCAGAAAAGACCCGGCUGCUUGAAUCCAGGGAACGGGAAAUGGAAGCCAAAAAACGAGCUCUGGAAGAAGAAAAACGACGACGAGAAAUCCUGGAAAAACGUUUGCAGGAAGAAACUAGCCAGAGGCAGAAGUUAAUUGAAAAGGAAGUAAAAAUAAGGGAGAAACAAAGAGCACAGGCUCGUCCUUUGACACGCUAUCUGCCUGUCCGGAAGGAGGACUUUGAUUUGCGCAGCCACGUGGAGACCGCUGGCCACAAUAUUGACACCUGUUACCAUGUGUCAAUCACAGAGAAGACCUGCCGAGGAUUCCUCAUCAAAAUGGGUGGAAAGAUUAAAACUUGGAAAAAACGUUGGUUUGUUUUUGAUCGGAAUAAACGAACAUUUUCAUAUUAUGCAGACAAGCAUGAAGCUAAAUUAAAAGGAGUGAUAUACUUUCAAGCCAUUGAAGAAGUAUAUUAUGACCACCUCAAGAAUGCUAAUAAGAGUCCUAAUCCAUUACUCACCUUCAGUGUCAAGACACACGACAGAAUCUAUUAUAUGGUGGCCCCAUCCCCAGAAGCCAUGCGGAUUUGGAUGGACGUUAUUGUUACUGGGGCGGAAGGUUACACUCACUUCUUAUUGUAAUAAAAUGAAGCAAUAGUCCUACUUCAGGGCAGACUGCAAUAACUCUCACAAAAGUGAAGCCAUAUUCAAUCCCAGGUGGAAGACCCAAGAGCCCAUCCUUUUAACUAUAUGCACUCAGAACUCUUUUGCAUUGAGAAGGCUUUUAUAAAAAGGAAAAAAAAAAAAAGCUUAAUCAUAAACAGCAAAUGAAUUGAAGCUCUAUGAGAAACAUUGUUUUGAGAAACUGCAUCACUUCUACAAACAUUUCUUAUAAUCUAUUUUUUAUCCAUGGGUGGUGAUUAAAUCAACUAAACAGUUUACAAAAUAUCUGUAUAUAUGUAUUUGGAAAUAUAGGAAUAUGUUAACACCUAAAUCAUUAGAUUGACAGUAUUCGUGGCCUUUUUUCUGUUGUUCCCCCCCCCCCCCUUAGAAAAUAGCAUUUUAUAAAUAUAACUAAAUAAGGACUUUAAGGAAAAUAUGUUUUAGGAAUGUUGCCUUAAAUUUCAAAUACUGCACCAAAAACUAAAGACUUGGCGUGACUUCUGUUUAGCAGCAGUUUCAAGUAAUGGACUGCACUGUGCUACUCUAUAUUUUAAAAUGGUAUUCUGAUGUCAUGAAGUACCCAGGAAAUAGCUCUGCUCUGUCAUCUCCAGCAUAAGCUACUAUGCCUGUGUAGUAAACCACUUCUGUAUAAGAAGAAUAAUCAGGUACUUGUGGGUCAUGACUGUAAGCCUACUUAUUCAAGAGGCUGAUAGUUGAAAAUCACUGUUCAAAGUGAGCCCAGGUAGACAAAUCUUGGAGACUUUUACCUCCA
Messenger RNA from Dipodomys spectabilis (banner-tailed kangaroo rat), 4898 nucleotides. RefSeq names its product pleckstrin homology like domain family B member 2 (gene Phldb2). Gene Ontology annotation, cellular component: basal cortex. The record is from RefSeq and is a predicted model, not a curated record. Gene Ontology annotation, biological process: regulation of microtubule cytoskeleton organization. The coding region runs from base 158 to 4105 and encodes 1315 amino acids. The transcript has 19 exons. NCBI's taxonomy places the organism in Eukaryota, Metazoa, Chordata, Mammalia, Rodentia, Heteromyidae.